Molecule: messenger RNA, 2859 nt
Organism: Aquila chrysaetos chrysaetos
Lineage: Eukaryota; Metazoa; Chordata; Aves; Accipitriformes; Accipitridae
Gene: CDC40
Product: cell division cycle 40
Exons: 15
Coding region: 113-1972 (619 amino acids)
Biological process (GO): mRNA splicing, via spliceosome
Cellular component (GO): catalytic step 2 spliceosome
Molecular function (GO): protein binding; mRNA binding
Source: RefSeq, a predicted model, not a curated record
CCUGAAAGGUUAAGCGCCAACAACUGCGCAGGGAGACGACCCCCCCGCCUCAAACUCCUGUAUAUCCCACAGAAGACCACAGUUUGUCCUUUACAGCGUAUCUGCCGUUUUAAUGAGCUGCCUUGUAAAGCGCAGCCCCAGCCCGCUCGUCCUGCGUGGGAAGGGGCACGGCGAGCUUCCGCGGAGCUGCCAGGACCCGCUCGUCCCGUCAUCCCCCGCGCCAAAGAUGUCGGCGGCGAUCGCCGCGCUCGCCUCCUACGGCGGCUCCGACUCGGAGCCCGACUCGGAGCCCGAGGCCGAGGCCGGCUCCCAGCGCUCCGCUGUGCUCGCCAGCCGCGACGCCGUGCUGCACCUCCGCCCGCCGCCCGCCGCCGCCCCCCCGGCCCUGGCCGUCGACGCGGCCCCGGAAGUCGCCGUGAAGGAAGAUGUGGAAACAGGAGUCCACCUUGAUCCUGCUAUCAAGGAAGUUCAAUACAAUCCCACUUAUGAUACCAUGUUUGCACCUGAGUUUGGACCAGAAAACCCAUUUAGGACUCAACAAAUGGCUGCACCUAGAAAUAUGCUUUCUGGAUAUGCAGAGCCAGCUCACAUUAAUGAUUUCAUGUUUGAACAACAAAGAAGAACAUUUGCAACCUAUGGUUAUGCGUUAGAUCCCUCUAUAGAUAACCCUGAAGUUGCUACCAAAUACAUUGGUUCUGUAGAAGAAGCCGAAAAAAAUCAAGGGUUAACAGUGUUUGAAACGGGACAAAGGAAAAUUGAAAAAAGGAAGAAAUUCAAGGAGAAUGAUGCAUCUAAUAUUGAUGGUUUUCUGGGACCGUGGGCAAAGUAUGUCGAUGAAAAAGAAGUAGCCAAACCAUCAGAAGAAGAACAGAAAGAGUUAGAUGAAAUAACAGCCAAGAGGCAGAAGAGAGGAAAACUAGAAGAUGAUAAACCUGGAGAGGAGAAGACUAUAUUACAUGUUAAGGAAAUGUAUGACUAUCAGGGGAGAUCUUAUCUUCAUGUUCCUCAAGAUGUUGGAGUUAAUCUCCGUUCUACAGUGCCGCCUGAGAAGUGCUAUCUUCCAAAGAAACAAAUCCAUGUGUGGUCUGGACAUACAAAGGGUGUCAGUGCAGUUAGAUUGUUUCCUCUCUCUGGGCAUAUACUGUUGUCUUGCUCUAUGGAUUGCAAAAUUAAGCUGUGGGAAGUAUAUGGUGAUCGAAGAUGUCUACGAACAUUUAUUGGACAUAGUAAAGCUGUUCGAGACAUCUGUUUUAAUAAUGCUGGCACUCGGUUUCUUAGUGCUGCAUAUGACCGCUAUCUUAAACUCUGGGACACUGAAACAGGGCAAUGUAUUUCAAGAUUCACAAACAGGAAGGUUCCUUAUUGCGUCAAGUUCAAUCCUGACGAAGAUAAACAAAAUCUCUUUGUUGCAGGAAUGUCAGACAAGAAAAUUGUGCAGUGGGAUAUUCGAAGUGGUGAGAUUGUGCAGGAAUACGAUAGGCAUUUGGGAGCUGUCAACACCAUUGUGUUUGUGGAUGAAAAUAGAAGGUUUGUGAGUACAUCUGAUGACAAGAGUUUAAGAGUCUGGGAAUGGGACAUUCCUGUAGACUUCAAGUACAUAGCUGAGCCAAGUAUGCAUUCGAUGCCAGCCGUGACUUUGUCUCCAAAUGGGAAAUGGUUGGCUUGCCAGUCAAUGGAUAACCAAAUUCUGAUUUUUGGAGCUCAGAACAGAUUCAGAUUAAACAAAAAGAAAAUUUUCAAAGGUCACAUGGUAGCUGGCUACGCUUGUCAAGUGGAUUUUUCACCUGACAUGAGCUAUGUGAUAUCUGGAGAUGCAGAUGGAAAACUUAACAUCUGGGACUGGAAGACAACAAAACUCUACAGCAGAUUAAAAGCGCAUGAUAAAGUCUGUAUCGGUGCAGUGUGGCAUCCACACGAAACAUCUAAGGUCAUUACGUGUGGCUGGGAUGGUCUUAUUAAACUAUGGGACUAAAGAGGAUGCUACAAAGAUCAAAAGAUGCAAGUCCUGCAUACACCUGAGACUAGAGUGAAUUCUGCUGUAAGAAUGGGUAGACAUUUGUAAUACUGCAGUUCUCAGCUAGCUGUAUAUAUGCAAUAAAAAAUGGGAAAUCUUCAGAAGAUACAACUGAAAGGAUAUAGUUCUAAAUAUGACCUCUGAGUAUGAGAAGCUGAGGUCAUCUGAAGCAUGCAGAGUCAAGUGUUAAUUUGUCAUGUCACUGUUUGUGUGAAACACUCUUGUAAAAUAAAAAAAAUUUUAAGAAAAACUAUUUUUGUGGUUCUGGCUGUCAGAGAUGUGGGGAAUGAAAGAAGAAAACCAGCAAUUGUGUAACUCUCUUCCUAAGAAGAAAUCUUUGAUAUCUACUGCAAUAGAGCUGAAAAACAUGCAUUUGUUUACCUGGUUUUAGGUGGUAUUUUGUUGUCCCCAAAAUACUUCUACAUUUGUAGAACACAAACCCACUUGCUAAGACCUGUUAAUUCACAGUAGAAAUGAACUAAUCGGAAGCUAGCAGUUGUCAGAUAAACUGUGUCAACCGAAGACUGUAUUCGUAAACUCUGGGGUUCUGUCUGUAUUUAACAAUAGCAUCAUGCUGAUUACUGAGUUUCAUCUUUGCAAGUAGUCCUCAAUUUCAAGAUUUUGCUUGCAAUAGUUGUGUGUUAAGUGUUGUUUUUUUUCUCUUCCCAUAUGCUGUUAUGUUCCAAUAAGCAUGACAUAUUUAAAGAAGAAGUGAAUGUGUCUUGUUUGAUUUGGAAUACAUUGUAUUAUAAGCCCCAUAAAGGUUUUGACAAUUUAAUGUAUAUACAUGUCACACUUUUUCUCUUUAAAGAACUUAUUUUUAAUAAAUCUUUUUAUAAAAUGUC